Messenger RNA from Mercurialis annua (annual mercury), 1083 nucleotides. Its product is annotated as vesicle transport v-SNARE 12-like. Lineage: Eukaryota; Viridiplantae; Streptophyta; Magnoliopsida; Malpighiales; Euphorbiaceae. Gene Ontology annotation, cellular component: ER to Golgi transport vesicle membrane; SNARE complex; late endosome membrane. Bases 277 to 939 code for a protein of 220 amino acids. Gene Ontology annotation, biological process: intracellular protein transport; vesicle fusion; vesicle-mediated transport. The transcript is spliced from 5 exons. Gene Ontology annotation, molecular function: SNAP receptor activity; SNARE binding. The record is from RefSeq and is a predicted model, not a curated record.
UUUUUUUGUUUUUCAUUACCAAAUCGUUUCAAGUUGUUACUGCUGCACAAGCACAACCAGACCAGUGUUUUUUGUUUUUUUAUCUUGAAAAAAAACUCAUUUUUCCGUACAGCCAGAACUAGAGGAAGUCAAAGACGGUGAAAAUACCGGUAGCCGAAGUUACCCUUCUUUUUAACUGCGUCUUCUCUGUUCCAACAUCUAAUUAACCUGCAACAGCAUCUCAAAACUCAGCAAUACCAUCUCCCAUUUAUUUUUUCUCCUCUCCCAAACACAAAAAUGAGCGAUGUAUUCGAAGGAUACGAGCGGCAGUACUGCGACCUCUCCGCUAAUCUCUCCCGUAAAUGUAACGCCGCUUCUCUUCUCUCCGAUUCAGUGGAGAAGAAGGAGAAAAUCUCCGACAUCAAAUCUGGACUCGACGAGUGUGAUGUCCUGAUUCGGAAAAUGGACCUUGAGGCACGAAGUUUACAGCCGAGUGUUAAAGCUAUGUUACUUGCUAAAUUGAGAGAAUAUAAAUCUGAUCUUAAUAAUCUCAAGAGAGAUUUUAAGAGAAUAACCUCUGGUAAUCCCUCUCGUGAAGAGUUGUUGGAGUCUGGCUUGCCCGAUUUACACUCGGUAUCUGCAGAUCAAAGAGAAAGAAUGGCUAUGUCAGUGGAGAGACUAAACCAGUCCGGCGACAGGAUUAAGGAGAGUAGAAGAACAAUGCUGGAGACUGAAGAGCUUGGUGUUUCAAUUCUUGAAGAUCUGCAUCAACAACGCCAAACUCUUUUAAAUUCUCAUAAUAAGCUUCAUGGCGUAGAUGAUGCCAUCGACAAGAGUAAGAAAGUCUUGACUUCAAUGUCAAGAAGAAUAACCAAAAACAAGUGGAUUGCUGGCUCAGUGAUCGCUGCUCUUAUUCUUGCCAUCAUCAUAAUCAUCUCAUUCAAGUUUUCUCAUCACUGAUGCGAUACACAAUUGGAAUUGUUUGGUACCUGCUAUAUUCUGUUGCUUUAUGUGUAUGUUGUAUAUAAGAUUACCGUUCAUCAACUGUGUAUGUGGGAAACAAAAAACAUUUAUUUGACAUGCCGUCUUUACGCCUUUGACAAA